CCUACUCGUUCCGUAUCUUGCUGGCAAUCGCAACAACGAAUAAGGGCAGAAAGCAAAAUAUCGCAGUGAAGAAAAAAGCUUAAAAGUCUUCACGAAGUGACGCUCUCGAAAUGAUGCGCUGUAUUUUUCUUCUCCUCGGUUUGCUUUUGCCGAUUGCGACUGGCUUCUGCGGCACCACGCUACGACCUACAAGAACCGCCGUCUCCAACUCGCGUCUUGUGCGGGGACGAAAAGAGACGGUUGCUUUGGGGGCUUCGUCUAGAGCAUACGAUGAAUGCGACGUGGCAGUAAUGGGAGGGGGCUUUGGUGGGCUGUACACGGCGCUGCAAAUUUCUCGCGAAUCGAAGAAGAAGGGGAAAAAUCUCAAUGUCGCUCUCGUCGAUCCCUCGGAUCGGUUUGUCUUUUUGCCGUUGCUGUACGAUCUCACCAUGGGGACGGCGUCAGAAGGUGAAGUUUGCCCGACGUUCAACGAACUUCUGGAAGGAACAGGCGUGCGCCAUAUUCGGGCUUCCUUCGAUGGUUUUUCAAAGAGUUCUGCAAACAAUAAUGGACCCUCCGAGGCUGUGUUGACGACUGUUUGCAAGCCGGUGUAUCCCGAAGAAGAACAAGAAAGUGGCGAUUCCAUUUAUCUCUCGUUUGAUGCAGCAGUAGUCGCUGUAGGUGCAACGCCCCAGUCAAUCCUAGCGUCGAUUCCCGGUGCUUCUGAAUUGGCCCAGCCAUUCUAUACCAAAGAAGACGCAUACGCAACCCGUGAAUUGUUGUUUCGAAUGGACCAAAAAGUGAGACAAGGAGAAAGCCCCCGGAUAGCUGUCGUCGGAGGUGGUUAUGGAGGGGUUGAGUUGUCGGCGUGCGUUGCUCGACGAUUGCCGAAGGCUCGCGUAACAAUGAUGAGUCGAGGACCGCCCAUGGCUGGAACCAAAGCAGAGCCUCUAGUGGAGCAGGCCCUCAAGAAACUAGGCGUUGAUUGCGAGAUGAAUGAUGUUUUAGAGAUCCAAAAGGAAGGAAACAAUAAAUUUGUGAUCAAACGAUCAAAUGCAGAAGGGGAUAAUUCUGAUAAUGAUAUUGAUGAUCUGUGGGACGCUGUCUUAUGGACGGCGGGGAGUGGCCCAUCCUACCCAAUUGCAAACGAUGUAGAUUGUGAGCUUGCCUUGUCGUCUUCGGGGCGAUUGAGGGUCGACAAAUCAAUGCGCUGCUCUUUCAAAGAAGAAAAGUCCGCCGAAGAUGCAUCGAAACCAGCAUCAUUUCCUUCGGUAUGGGCUCUUGGAGAUUGUUCCGAAAUCGUUCCGGCAUCACAGCCCGCGACUCCACGGACGGCGCAAGCCGCUAUGCAGCAGGCGGAUGUUGUCGCAUCGAAUGUGCUUGCAAAUAUAUCCAACCGGAAAACAGAUCCGAAAACCUUUGAGUUUCAAGAUCUUGGCAGCAUGCUUUCUCUCGGCGGACCCAAUGCCGCCAUUCUUGGACCCGAUGAAGACAGCCAGAUAGGCUCUUUGUUGGUUCCACUCUUAGAUACAGCCCGAGUGGGCCUUGGUGUAGCAGAUAGUAUCUUUGCUGGGAUUGUCAAUUCCCCACAAAUCGACAAAAAUGGUGAUCUAAAACCGGUUGUGGAGAACUUGGGCCUUAGCUUGGGAGGGUACGGCCUCGGUGUCGAUCCAGAAACGACACCGGGAACACUGUCCGGCACUCUAAGUGGCGCUGGAAGAAGAGCUGUUUACGCGUUGAGGAUGCCAACGAACAAACAGCGGGCCUACGCGGGAGCGUCUGCAUUUUUAUCCUCUGCUCUGGCAUUGGCGAAAGAGGCAUCCGACCAAAUCGAAAAAAGUAGCGAGAAACGUCGAUGACAUAAUAUAAGUUAUCAAACAUA
Molecule: messenger RNA, 1861 nt
Organism: Pseudo-nitzschia multistriata
Lineage: Eukaryota; Bacillariophyta; Bacillariophyceae; Bacillariales; Bacillariaceae
Source: the annotation of a GenBank genome assembly